Molecule: messenger RNA, 1569 nt
Organism: Diplodia corticola
Lineage: Eukaryota; Fungi; Ascomycota; Dothideomycetes; Botryosphaeriales; Botryosphaeriaceae
Product: glycoside hydrolase family 71
Exons: 3
Coding region: 1-1569 (522 amino acids)
Molecular function (GO): glucan endo-1,3-alpha-glucosidase activity
Source: RefSeq, a predicted model, not a curated record
AUGCGUGCUCAAUCCCUGCAGUACCUGGCUACCGCCACUUUGGCAUUGCUGUCCGCCAGCUCGGCCGCCGCAAAUGACGAGAGAGCAGUCUUUGCUCACUACAUGGUUGGCGUCAUCCACGAGGACCAUGUUCAUCAAGAUGUGGACGACGCAGUCGCCAUGGGCUUAGACGGCUUCGCCCUGAACAUUGGAGACCCGUCUACCCAAUUUACUCGAGAUGUGUUCAACAACAUGUUCGACUACACCCGUGACAACCACCCGGACUUCAAGCUAUUCAUCAGCAUGGACCUGUGGUCUCAGAACGACACUUUGAACUUCGACGGCUACUUCGUGGACUUUCUCGGCCACGACGCCUACUACAAAGGCCCCAACGGCUAUCCGUUCGUGAGCACUUACGGAAACGGGAACUUCUCCAAAGAGAAAUGGCAGACCUGGAGGAACCGAUUCAGCGACAAGCUCUACUUCGUACCCGACUUCGCCGGCAUGAUCGGAGAAGGAAACCAAACCGCCGCCUGGUGGGACGAAUGGGACGGCGUCAUCGACGGCCUCUUCGACUGGGAGUCAGCAUGGCCGGAGCGCGGCCUGUCAAACACCCAGAGCAUCGCCGCCGACGUCGUCCAGGUAGACUCCACCGCCUCCCAAAACAAGACAUACAUGAUCGGCAUGAGCAUGCUCCAAUACAAAAACUCCUACGGCGCCAACAUCUACCGCGCCGGCGAAGAAAACCUCUCCUGGCGCAUCCACAACAUCCUCAACAUGUCCGCCACCUCCCCCUCCAGCCCGACCUUCGCCCAACUCCUCACCUGGAACGACGGGCCCGAAUCCCACUACCUCGGCACCAUCUGGCCCGAGAUGAACAACGACACCGACCCCUCCCGCUACGCCACCCAAUCCGCCGCCCCCCACACCGCCAUCCAACCCCUCCUCUCCUCCUUCAUCGCCGCCUUCAAAUCCACCCUCGGCCCCGCCGACAUGCAGCCCCAGGGCCCCGCAAAGGACAAACCCGCCAUCGGCGCCCUCUGGUACAAAUCCAUCCUCGCCAGCACCGCCUGCCCCGACGAACACUCCGGCGAGCUCCACGACGCCAAGCCCGACGGCUACGCCGUCGCCGCCGACGUCGCCGCGUGGGCCGUCGUCGUCGCCGAUGACGCCGACGAUGCGGCCGAGCUGACGUUGCGCGGCUUCAGCGGCGGCCAGCAGGUCGGAGACGUCGUCGACCUCGUGCCUGGCUUCAAUUUUGGCAAUUUCAGCGCCCUGCGCGCGGGGAAGCAGUGCAUGGAGGUGAGGGAUAAGGCGGGGGCGCUGGUUGCGGUGGCGAGGGGCGGGGGGGACGUCAGCGGCGAUUGUCCGGAUGGGAUUUACAACCUUAAUCCGCAGGUUGUGGGGUUGUUGGAUGAGGAGUUGGAGGAGGGGGGGUGUGUCGAGGAUGAUGGUGGUGAUGAUGAUGAUGAUGAUGGUAAGGAUGACGAUGAUAGUUGGGGUGUCAGGGGCGUGGCGUUGGAUCGCGUCGGCUUGGUGGCGGGGGUGUUGGUGUCGGUCUUGUGGGUGAGUGGGUUGGUGGGGUUGUGA